Molecule: messenger RNA, 1095 nt
Organism: Chironomus riparius
Lineage: Eukaryota; Metazoa; Arthropoda; Insecta; Diptera; Chironomidae
Source: the annotation of a GenBank genome assembly
UUACUCUUAAUAGAAAAAUUGCAUAAAAUAAUUGAAGGCUUUAUUUUGGCUAUCAGUCUUGUUCAUUUGUUCGAAACGUGAACAUUUUUGAAAUCAUUUCAUAUUUUUGCUAUUUCCAAAAAAAAUUAUUGAAAUGACAAAAUUUCAAUAUUUUGGAUUAAUUUUUUUGUAUUUUGUGAUAAAUUUAGAAGCUUCUAGUGCAUUUAAAUGUGAUUUUCAAGUAACAGAGGAAUUUUUCUAUGAUUAUUACACGUGCAUAAUAACAGCAGAGUCAUAUGAAAUUAAGGAAGUACAUUUGCCUGAAAACUCUGAUGAUGAUGUAUCAAUGAUCUCGAUUACAUUACAAUCUCUUGGAAUGACAGAAGCAGAAUUCCCAUUUUGCCAGAGAUUUCCUGAUUUGAAGAAGGUUUACAUCUCUGGAAUCACAUCAGUUGACGAAAAUUUAUUCCAACAAUGCAGUAAUUUGAUAGAAGUUGGAAUCACCUCAGCUUAUCUUGAAGAACUUCCUGAAAAACUUUUCGCAAAUAAUCUAGGAUUGAAGACUUUGAAUAUAACAAAAAGCAUGUUAAAGACAUUGCCGGAGGGGAUAUUUGCUAGCAACAUCAAUCUUUUUACAUUAAUCUUUGAUGGCAAUGAAAUUGUUGACUUACCCACAAAUAUAUUUAAGUCACUCACUUCGCUAGACAAACUUUCAUUAAGAAAUAAUAAAAUUAAGCAGUUAAAUCCAGUUUGGUUUAAAGAUUUGGAGAAACUUGAUGACUUAUUCUUGAGUAACAAUAAAAUAUCAGAACUGCCAAAAAAUGUCUUCAAUAAUUUAAGAAAUUUGGACACUUUAAGAAUUGACAACAAUCAAUUAGUAACAAUCCAUUCAGAUUCAUUUGGAAGUAAUAGAACAUUAACAAUAAUGGAAUUUGAUAACAACAAAAUAAAUGCAAUUGAUGAAAAAACUUUUGACAAACUUCAAGUUGUGUUGCUUAGCACGAUGAAAAAUAUUUGCAUUGACGACAUUUUGAUUCAAGAUAAGACAAAAUUGAGCAGAUGCUUUGAGAAUUAUCAACCACGCUAAGUCGCUAAUUUGUAAAAAACAAUAAAAAU